UCAAGGUGGGGGGGGGGGAGCUCAAUCUCACUACCCAAAGAUCGUCAAGCUCAAGUCAAGAGUUGUCAGUUUAACCGACUGAGUCACCCAGGCAUCCCUCUAGCCUGUGGUCUUGAGCACCUUUUCCGGGAAUUAAUUGAGAGAAUGUACAAAUAGCGCUUUGGGAAGGCAGAAUUCCAAUUAACGGCAGCUAUACUUCUUAGGGUUUGGCUCUUACUUAUGCACUUUCACAAGGAGACAGUCGCAACCGGGAAACAUUAACAUAAAGGUUCUUUAAUAGAUAACCGCAACCCCCAAAGAAGAGGUAAUAACGUAAGACGUCGAAGCCAUCCAUUAAAUGUCAACCCACCCUCAGCCACCUGACGGCCUCCGAAGAGACCGGACGUGACUCUGCCCCUAACUAACAUGGCGUCCAGGAACGUCCCGUCGGUGAGUUGGAUAGUCCACUCCGGGCCGUGAUUGGUUGCCGAGUGACGGGGCGAAGCGAUAGCUGGAGAGGUACCCCGCGCGGUGAGGAGAGCCAUGGGCCAGGCGGCAAAGGUUUUACAGCUCUUUAAAACAUUACACAGGACCAGACAACAGGUUUUUAAAAAUGAUACCAGAGCAUUAGAAGCAGCCAGAAUAAAGAUAAAUGAAGAAUUCAAAAGUAAUAAAAGUGAAACUUCUCCCAAGAAAAUAGAAGAGAUGCAUUGUCAGCCUUUUUUGACCCUGCUCGCAACCUUCUCUGGGAGGACUGACCUGUAUGAACCAGCUCAAGUGGCCUCUGUAUCUUCUGACUUUUAGUUGGUUCAGCUAAUGGGGAGAUGAGAAGGAGGGAGGAGAGUGAAGGCAGGUAUUUAUCUUUCUGACUGUCCCUGAGACAUUGCCUCAGGCUGCACUAUCCCUCAAAGUUUCUCUCAAGGUUAGUCUGUACAGUUCUCUCCUGGUUUGAGAAAGAGCUUCCCUUUCCUCUUCAGGCCUGGAGUUGCAACAGCUCAUCUGCUACUAUUCCUUGUAGGUUCUCCUACACUCAUAGUUUUGUAAAUGGUCCCUUUACAAGUAAAUCAUUCUCAAACUGCCAUAUUUUAUGUGUACCAUCUGUUCCUAUUGGGACUCUCACUAAUUCACUGCCCCGGGGAAACUUACUUCUGGAGAUGAUAGAUAGACAAACAAAAUUAACAAGUAAAUUAGAAGGAAGGGCAGAAAAGGGAGAUAGGGAAGCCAGGAACAGUAGGGUGUUGCAAUUUUAAAUGUGAUCAGGGAAGUUCUCAUGAAGUGAUAGUUGAGUCAAGACAAGUGAUAGUUGAGCAAAGAUGAGGAUGUGAGGGAUCUAGCCAUGCAUGUAAGUAAGGGGAGAGCUUUCUGAACAGCAAACUGCUAGCGCAGCGUUCCUAAGACUGGUUCAUGCCUGCUGUCUUUUAAGGGAGCCCAGUGACAGGAGCAAAGUGGUUAACGGAGUGAGUGGUAGAUGAAAUCACAGAAAUCAUAUGGUGGUAGAAGGAGGUGGGGAGUGGAUGCCAGUUUAUGUGGGCAAUUACAAGGACUAUGGUUUUCUCUCUUAAUAAAAUACAGAGCCAUUAGAUGGUUUUGAAAAGAGAAGUGAUAUGAUCUGAUUUUAAGUUUUAAAGAGAUCACUUUGGCUAUUGUGCUGAGAAUAGACUUUGGGGCAAGGUUGAAUGCAUGGAUAUCAAUUAGAAAUCAUUGUAUAAAUCUAGGUAAGAGGUGGUAAUGGCUUAGACCAGAGUGGCAGCAAUGAUGGUAAUAAGAAGUGGCCAGAUUCUGGAUAUAUUUUGAUAGAACUCAUGGUUUUCCUGAUGGGUUAAAUGUGAAGUAAGACAAAAAGAAAGAAGUCAGGGAUGAUUCCCAAGGGUUUUACGGCCUGAGCAACUGGAAAUACAUUGUUGCCAUCAAUUAUUAUGGUGAAAACAGACUCGGUUUGUGAACAAAGAUCAGGAGUUUAGUUUUGGACAUGUAUUGAUUGAAAUGCCUAUUAGAUAUCCAAGUGGAGAUAUUAAUAAGACAUCAAAUGUAAUAGGUGGAGCUCCAGAAGUUGUCUGGGCUGGACUUACAUAUUUGGCAGCCAUUAAUAUAGAUAAACUACUUAAAAUCAUAAUAUUGGAUGAAAUCACCAAGAAAUUGAUUAUACCUAAAGAAGGAAAGUUGAGUCCUAGAUUACUCCAAUGUUAAGAGGUUAAAGAAAUAAGGAACAAUAAGCACAAGAGACAGAGAAGUUUCUAGUAAGGUGGAAUGAAAAAAAGAAUGUAGAACAGAGGUUGGCAUACUGUGGCUCACAGAGACUAAAUCUGACCCACUGCCUUUUUUUGUAAAUAAAAUUUUAUUGGAAUACUACCACAUUUAUAUAUUUUCUAUAGCUGCUUUCAAACUAUAAUGGCAUAGUUGAGUAACUGCAACAGAAACUGAUCCACAGACUCUAAAAUUACUAUCUGGUCCCCAUAUAGAAAAACUUUGUUGACCCCUGGGGUAGAGUCCUGGAAACCAAGUGAAAAAAGUGUUUCAUUGGAGAGGGAGUGUUGCAGGGUAAUCGCAAUUAAAAUUCCAGUAGGAUUUAGACACAGGGAGGUGAUGACUGGCAAGAGAAUUUCAAUGAUAAAAUUGGGGAACUUAUGCUUAUGUUGAUUCUACCCAAAUUGACAUUUAAAUUCUUUGUAAUCACAGUUAAAAUUGCAGUAGAGUUUUUUCAGGAACUACUAAAAUUUACUCAGAAAUUUAUGAGGAAUAAUAAAGGCCCAUAAAUAGCUAAAUCAGCUAUGACAAAAGAGUAAAAUUAGAUAACCAUAUGCAAAAAGUGGAACUUUAAUCCAUACCUCAAACUAUAUACAUAAAAUUAAUUCAAAAUCGAUCAUAGUAAAUGUAAAACCUAAAACUGUAAAACGUCUUGAAAUAACAGGAGAGAAUCUUUGUGACUUUGGGUUAGGCAUGGAUUUCUUAGAUAUGGCACAAAAUGCACCAUAUAUUAAAGAAAAAUUUAAUAAACUGGACUUUUAUCAAAAUAAAAACCUUUCGGUGUAAAAGGUAACUAUAAAGAGAAUGAAAA
Molecule: messenger RNA, 3034 nt
Organism: Ailuropoda melanoleuca (giant panda)
Lineage: Eukaryota; Metazoa; Chordata; Mammalia; Carnivora; Ursidae
Gene: LYRM7
Product: LYR motif containing 7
Exons: 5
Coding region: 523-783 (86 amino acids)
Biological process (GO): mitochondrial respiratory chain complex III assembly
Cellular component (GO): mitochondrial matrix
Molecular function (GO): protein folding chaperone
Source: RefSeq, a predicted model, not a curated record